Phytomonas sp. EM1 is the source of this 1167-nucleotide messenger RNA. The record is from the annotation of a GenBank genome assembly. NCBI's taxonomy places the organism in Eukaryota, Euglenozoa, Kinetoplastea, Trypanosomatida, Trypanosomatidae.
AUGUUUGGUGAGCUUAUUUGUGGCCCACCUGGCAGCGGGAAGACCACGUACUGCGAGGGAAAACGGCAGUUUCUUAGUGUCUACGAUCCCACCCGGCCAGUCGCCAUUGUAAACUUGGACCCAGCGAACGAGGGUGUAUUUCCAUAUCCCUGCGAUGUGGAUAUCCGUGAAAUCGUCUCGCAUAGGGUAGUGAUGGACACUGAACAUCUAGGACCGAAUGGGAGCUACCUGUUCUGCGCAGAGGUGAUGGAAAACGAAAUGAAUUGGCUGAUUGAGCGGAUCAAGGUGGUUGUUCAGCAACGGGUGCAAGAGAUGCUGGACAGCCGGCCACCCGUGUCCUCUGCUGCGGCUUCUUCACUGGCACCCGUGCGGGCGCCGUAUUUGCUCAUUGACUGCCCAGGUCAAGUCGAGUUUUAUCUAAACUCGACUAUGCUGCACACUCUCUUUAGGAUGAUCCAAAAACGCUUGCACUGUUCCCUCUGCACUGUACACCUUGUCGACGCCGGGGUAGCCACUAGGGAUAUCCCAACGUAUGUUUCAUCCUGCCUGCUAUCCCUUUCGACGAUGAUUGAUCACGAACUUCCCCACGUGAACGUGUUAACGAAGUGGGAUACGUUCGACGAGAGCGAGUUAUUAGGAAACGAUAUAGACGAGAAAAGCCCCUACCUUUUUGCCUCUGACUUCAUGACAGAGAACUUCGAUAGGCUCUGGAAACGUCAGAUUCAACGAAGGCGUCGUCUAGCUCAACUGGCAGAUUCUUAUGGUGUUGAAAAUGAGAUCAAGCCUCGUCUGGACACACUGGAUUCUCCAGAUCCUGGUUCAUUGGAAUCGGGGUUUCAGGAUAAGAGACAGGGAUAUAUGUACGAGUAUACGAAGGCGCUAAUGGGUGUUGUGGAGGGCUAUGGCCUCGUUGGUUACCUCCCGUUGGAUGUCCAAAAUUCGGAUAUGAUGCUGCGCUUAACGCAGGAGAUCGACAACGCGGUCGGCAACUUCUUCUAGCGGAUGACAGUAACUCAAAUCAACUGAAGUCAUGGAUGAUUAUAUACAGAUUUCCAGUUGCUGUCUGUCAAAGGGAAGAGUAGGAGGGAGCUACGGUACCAGUUGAACACCGCAAGGAACAGGUAAGAGGAAGGGGUGAAUGCACGUUUCUAAGUGAUCGGGCUUGAA